This is a messenger RNA of Capsella rubella, 1490 nucleotides long. RefSeq names its product G-box-binding factor 1. The transcript is spliced from 12 exons. Gene Ontology annotation, biological process: regulation of DNA-templated transcription. The coding region runs from base 343 to 1293 and encodes 316 amino acids. Gene Ontology annotation, molecular function: sequence-specific DNA binding; DNA-binding transcription factor activity. NCBI's taxonomy places the organism in Eukaryota, Viridiplantae, Streptophyta, Magnoliopsida, Brassicales, Brassicaceae. The record is from RefSeq and is a predicted model, not a curated record. Gene Ontology annotation, cellular component: nucleus.
CCUCCUAUCGGACUUUGCCACACCAGAUCGGAGAUUCUCAAUCCUCUUUUUCAUUACUUGCUAUCUUCUUCAAUCAGAAAAAAAAAAAAAAAAACUCUCGGACAGAUUCAAUGAAGCACUAGUGGUAAGAAGAGAAGAACACAACCCUAAGAGAAAUUUUGAAUAUCUUCUUCUUCAGAGCCCGUCUGAUCUGUCGGAGAGAAGAGAGACGACGUGUCUGUAUUCUUUGUCUCUUAUAUAUAUCAAGAAUCCUAGCUGGACUUCCACAUCACUUACUACCUCAAUUAGAAGAAGAAGAAGCUGCUGUCUUGAGUAACACUAGUUGAAGAAGCUCAUAUAACAAUGGGAACGAGCGAAGACAAGAUGCCAUUUAAGCCAUCCAAACCAACAUCUUCGGCUCAGGAAGUUCCUCCCACACCGUAUCCAGACUGGGGAAAUUCAAUGCAGGCUUAUUAUGGCGGGGGAGGCACUCCAAAUCCUUUUUUCCCAUCCCCAGUUGGAUCUCCUAGCCCUCACCCCUAUAUGUGGGGUGCUCAACACCAUAUGAUGCCUCCUUAUGGGACUCCAGUUCCGUAUCCAGCAAUGUAUCCUCCGGGGGCAGUCUAUGCUCAUCCUAACAUGCCCAUGCCUCCUAAUGCUGGUCCAACCAACAAGGAGAUUGUGAAGGACCAAGGUUCUGGCAAGAAGUCAAAGGGGAACUCGAAAAAAAAGGGUGAAGGAGGAGGUGACAAAGCGCUCUCUGGUUCAGGGAACGAUGGUGCCUCUCAUAGUGAUGAGAGUGUCACAGCAGGUUCAUCUGAUGAAAAUGAUGAGAAUGCCAAUCAACAGGAACAAGGUUCAGUGAGAAAGCCAAGCUUUGGACAGAUGCUUGCUGAUGCAAGUUCUCAAAGUACUACUGGUGAAAUACAAGGUUCGGUGCCCAUGAAGCCUGUAGCCCCGGGGACUAAUCUGAAUAUCGGGAUGGACUUAUGGUCUUCACAAGCUGGUGUACCUAUGAAGGAUGAACGAGAGCUGAAGAGGCAGAAGAGGAAACAAUCUAACCGUGAAUCUGCUAGGCGGUCUAGAUUGCGGAAGCAGGCGGAAUGCGAACAGCUUCAACUGAGAGUGGAGAGUUUGUCGAAUGAGAAUCAAAGCCUGAGAGAUGAGCUACAAAGACUCUCAAGUGAGUGUGAAAAGCUCAAGACUGAGAACAACUCGAUCCAGGAUGAGUUGCAGAGAGUGCUUGGACCAGAGGCUGUAGCUAAUCUAGAACAGAAUGCUGCUGGGUCGAAAGAUGGUGAAGGAAAAAAUUAACACUUAGGAAUUUAUAACGGAUUAUUGGGAUUUUUCAACACUGGAUUAAAAAAAAAAACUCGGUCCAACGUUAUUUGAGAUUACAUAACUAUACAAUCGUUUGACAUUUUUGUGUAAUAGAGAUUUGACCUACAAGACUGUAGAAGCUGCAAAAGCUACGAUUACACUUUGUUUUAUUAGUCAUCGUGAUUUGAAUC